Dermacentor andersoni is the source of this 598-nucleotide messenger RNA. Lineage: Eukaryota; Metazoa; Arthropoda; Arachnida; Ixodida; Ixodidae. The record is from RefSeq and is a predicted model, not a curated record.
AUGGUACGGACCUUCACAACUGCCUUUUUCGUGGCGGGCAUUACAGCCAGCACCCAACCAGAUCAACUGACUCGCCUAAUCAACGACAAUGGGAAGACGAGCAAACUGGGAAGGUACGACAAGAAGGACGUCACGGCCACACUGCCCCUUGGUCGGCACUGGAACGAGUUCAAGUGGUUUUCGGUGUACUGCGUCGACGCCAAGCAGAGCUACGCUGAAAUCGCUAUCAACCAGGCGGUGGCUGAGAAGCUACCACUGCACGAUCCCAAGACUGUCGUACCCAUGCCUUCGAUGGAGUCAACGGACAAUGCAGGUGCGACCUUCGCUCCAUUCUCAGCACUGUGGGUGUUUACUCUGAUUUCGGUCACAUUGGCGACAGCUUUCGCCAUUCGGCGAUGCCUUGAAAGCGAUAAUCGCAUCAAGACAUGCUGAAACCGGCUCCUUCCUAUUUUGAAGCUUCGCAGGCUUUCCGCCGUGUGUCCUGUGCUCGCAGCUCUUCAUGUUCGGCAGCCAAGUGCUGGACCUGUCUUUUCGGCGCCAUAUGUGUGGCCUACACAGCGCAAAGUAUACAAUGAUCUGUUGCUACAAAAUAAAGAAC